GAAAGAUACAUCCGCGGUUCAAACAAUAUAUGGCGCAAAAAUAACACAAAGAGCUAAAUAUUCAAUCCAUGACAAUGGUUUUAAGUUCUCUUCGCGAUCAUUUCGUCAAACACCUUUCCUGCACUAACGCUACCACUAGCAUCAUCACCAGUCGUUUUUUCACAGUCCGCCGCGUUCGCAGGCUAAUUCCGUUCAUUCACUUUUCUAACUCCAAUUCUGCACUUUCAAAAGAAAAUUACCAGCACCGGAAGCACAUCCAGACUGUAGCCCAAUUUUCCACCUUACCGUCUGCUUCUUCGGAGGCUACAGCUAGUGAUUCGUUCACUUCUCCUUACCUCUCUGUUCGCAUUUGCUGUCAAAAGGAUGUAGCUGAUAUGCUCUCAGAGGCUCUUUUAUGUUUCGGAGCCAGUUCAACUACUGUGGAUGCAGAAGAAAGCAGUGAGAGAAGUGAUGAGAUAAUCAUUACUUCCAUCUUUUCUGUAUGCAAAGAUGUGAAAGACUGCGUUUCACUUGCUGCUGAUUCUAUAGGGUUGCAAAAAAUACCUAGUUUUGAAGUUGCGAUGCAUGACCACACUAAUUGGAUAAAAGUUACACAGGUCAACAUUCUUUCCUUUGCUAUUGACUAUUGAGUAGUGUAGUAACUAAUAAAUAUUUUAUUGAUCUUCCACCUGCGUAUAUUUGCCUAGCAAAGUAGAUGUACUGAUAAGCCUGGUUUGAAAAGGCUUCAAAUCUUCUUUUGUCCCUAUGCUUAAUAGGAACCUGCUGAAUGUUGUUUGUCAUAGUGUUCAAUUACCAACUUUCAGGUCUUUAUGGGCAUGCGAUCAAGUUGAGUCAAUA
Molecule: messenger RNA, 837 nt
Organism: Nicotiana tabacum (common tobacco)
Lineage: Eukaryota; Viridiplantae; Streptophyta; Magnoliopsida; Solanales; Solanaceae
Source: RefSeq, a predicted model, not a curated record